AUGAACGACGCUCACCGUCAACUCCUCUCCGGCAAUGCCGCAGCGCAGCAUCAGUCGCCGCUAUUUGGCAAGCUGCCCGGCGAAGUGCGCAGCCAGAUCUUUGCCCUCGCCCUGUCCGACUAUCCGGAUCCGGACCCGGACCACCAGUACGCCACCGAGACGUGCUACACGCGGCCCUCUUACUUUGCACCGCGCAAGACCGACACGGAGCUCCUCCGCACUUGUCGAGCCGUCUAUACAGAGUGUUGGCACAUGCCUUUCGCCCUGAGAGAACAGAUGCACUGGGUGACGGACGCCGCCAGAGCACCGCCUGGUUCCGAGAGCCUCCAGCUGCGCCAGCGUCUCGCGCACAUCGCCGAGCUGCAGGGCGAGACCGAGAUUGGCAGCCUGCGCAUCUUCGCACAGAUGUACAUGCUGGAAGAGGGAAAGGUGGCGACCCUGCUGGCGACUCCGUUCUUGCAUCCUCGCACGGUAACCUUGACCAUCCGGCAUGCCGACUGGUGGUACUGGGAAACGGAUGAUCCCCUGUAUUUCGAGGGAAGCUGGAUUGAGGGCUUCUGCGACGCCAUGUCUAGCUCUGUUCGCGAGGUACACGUCGAGCUCGAGUCCCUGGAGCGGAAGAAGCAGCAGGUCGACGACAUCGCCAAGCAGAUGGCCGAGCGAUGGUGCUUCAAGAGACGGGACGGCGUGGUGCUCUACGCCGAUGCCACCAAGGGUGCCGCGCAGGUGAGCCGAUGGUCCGGCACCAGUACCUGGCUCGAAGAGAGGUGGGUUCGAGACGAGACGGAGCCGGGCCGGAUUGACUACUACGUCGUGACUGUGUCGUUCCGGCCCGAGAUUGUGCUUGAGCGACAGGGCGGGAGUAUCGGCGAGAGGGCAAGGAAGACUGCUCGGCGUGGCUACUCCGACACGAGUCGGUUGAAGUUGCAUCUGCCGGAGGCGACCAGAAUGUCAUAUAGGAAUCCGAGUAUAUACGUUGGGACUCCGGAACCGCCGGUGCACACAUCGUAA
This is a messenger RNA of Hirsutella rhossiliensis, 1011 nucleotides long. RefSeq lists its product as uncharacterized. The transcript has a single exon. The record is from RefSeq and is a predicted model, not a curated record. Bases 1 to 1011 code for a protein of 336 amino acids. Lineage: Eukaryota; Fungi; Ascomycota; Sordariomycetes; Hypocreales; Ophiocordycipitaceae.